AAUUAAUUUCAUAAUUGCAUCAUGAAAUAAAACAGUACAGGCAGUGGAGCUCCUCCUUUUUUUUAUAAUUUACAAUACAAGAAACUAGAGAAUGCAUGGCAAAAUAUUGGCCUAUGACUUGUUAAGAGGAACUGAGCUUCCCUGUAGUUUCCACCCUGUGUAUUAGGAAAAGAUAGCGGGGACCUAAGAUGGAUCCCUGAGGAACCCCAAAGGAGAUACCAGAGACAGAGGAUGAGGAAUGGCUGAAAAAGACCCGUAACGCUUCAUCAGAACAAUUUCUCCUGCCCCUAGAAACUACCCUCCAGUUUCCGUCAAUUUCUGUAAAUUUCCGAAACCAGGAGUAAAUCAUUCAUGGUUUAUUACAGAGUAUGUUCCUUGAUAAGUGACAUUAAAACCUGAGUGUCAUUGGUAAUUUGCUUUUUCUGUCUUGAAAGGCAAUUUAAAAAAAAAAAAAAUCUUUAUCAGUGCGAGGGAGUAACGACAGUGACAAAGACGGUUUGAAAAUGUGAGAGGGCGUAACCUCAGGAUGACAGUGUUACUGAUGCUGAUGGCUGCAAAUCACACACAUACACACUCAUCUCUUGCAUCACAUUUACUCCCUUUUUUGCAUUCUGCUCGCGUCCUCAGCUUCGCAGUAAAUGUACACAAUAAAAAAAAAGAGAAAGAGGGGGGGAGUGGGUGACCGAGACAGAAAGUGACACACUUAUAACGGGAGAGAGAAAGAGGAGGGAGGAGUGCAGGAAAGCAGGGAGAGGGAGAGGGAGGAAGGGAGGGAAGGAGAUGCUGUGGGUGAGUGAGAGGAAGCGCUCAUUAAUUCGAAUUUAAAGGAUGUGAAGAGAGGAUGGCGAGCGAAGCAGCCAGCGAUCGCAGGACUGAGGGAGGAGAGGGAGACGGGAAAGAAAGAGAUGGAUGAGAGAGUUGGACAUCACUGGUGAACUGUGCGUCCACUGAUCCACAACGUCCAGGUGGUUCUGUCUAUCUGCUGGAGCCACAGAAGAAGAAGAAGAAGAAAAAGAAGAAGAAACAGACAAGGGGGGGAAAAAAGGAAGAAGAAGAAAAGAGAGACAGGACUGCUCUGUUCUGUUUCUCCGCUGCCGACCGCCAAACGGAGAGUGUGUGAGAGCACUCCAGCUGAGCGACACCACACACACACACACACACACACACACACACACACAAACGUCACACACGACAGGAACACAUUCAGUUUGCUGCCAGUGAAUAUCAUCCACUACUUUCAGCAGCUGCCAUUAGUUGAGCUGAGAUUUACAGGCUGUUUCAUGUGGACCAGAGGUGGGAUUCGAAGCAGGUGAAGCCUUUAACAGGUUGUGUGUGUGUGUGUGUGUGUGUGUGUGUGUGUCUGUGUGUUUGUGUGUAUGUGUGUGUGUGUGUUAGCUGCUGCUGUUCAUCUGUGCUUGGAGAUCCAGCUGUUUUAUAAAGAAAUAUCAGCAAAGAGAAUCUGAGGGCAUUUGAGUUGCCGGAGAGUUUAUAAGCAUGUGUUGAAAUCUGGAGAAAGAACAUCAAACAGAAAAAGGAGAAGAACGUUUUUAAAGAAAAGGUUGGUUUUUUUUGUGGGGUUUUUUUUUUUAACUCCUGGAGAAGCAGCGAGCUCUCGUACACCACCACCGCCACCGCAGGAACAAGCGCCUCAUCUCGGAGCAGAAACGCAGCACCUCGCCUCGCCUCUCCUCCAGGAUGCUGAAACCAACGUCCCCAGGAGCCGGGAGUCACGAUGUGGAUUAGGAGUCCCGAGGAGGCGCCAGGGAGGGAUGAGGUUGUGGAGGGUGAGAGGGCAAGAAUGGGCUGCCCCUGCCCCGUGGCACCUCCGGCUGCCUCCACCACCGCCUCCCCGUGAGGAUGCAGGUCCUACAGAUCGUCAAGGAGCUGGUGUCGCCUUCCAGACGCAGGGCAGCAGCCAGAUUCGGAGCGUCUGAUACCGAGCAGGAUGCGGCGGUGAAACUUGACCAGGAGCGGGCUGAGAUAGUCGCCAAAUAUGAUAAGGGAAAAGAGGCCACUGUGGAGCCCUGGGAGGACACCAACUUCCACCUGUACAAAGUCAUCGACCGCUUCGGCUUCGUCCAUGAGAAUGAACUUCCAUCCUACGACUCGGUGGAGGAGAAGCAAAAACACACGGAGGUGGAGCGGACCACCAAAUGGCUGAAGAUGAUGAAGAGCUGGGACAAGUACAAGAACAGUGAGAAGCUGGUCCGGAGGAUCUAUAAGGGAAUUCCCCUGCAGCUCCGAGGGGAGGUGUGGUGUCUGCUGCUCGACGUUCCCAAAAUAAAGGAGGAGAAGAAAGACUUCUACGAGAAAUUAAAAGCCCGAGCCAGAGGACUCUCCCCUGACAUUCGACAGAUCGACUUGGAUGUGAACCGAACCUACAGGGACCACAUCAUGUUCAUGCAUCGCUACGAUGUGAAGCAGCAGGCUCUCUUCCACGUCCUCACGGCCUACUCCAUGUACAACACGGAGGUGGGCUACUGCCAGGGCAUGAGUCAGAUCACAGCUCUGCUGCUGAUCUACAUGAACGAAGAAGACGCCUUCUGGGCUCUGGUCAAACUGCUGUCUGGGCAGAAACACGCCAUGCACGGGUUUUUUGUCCCCGGCUUCCCGAAGCUGAUGCGUUUCCAGGAGCACCACGACCGUAUCCUCAAGAAGAUGAUGCCCAAACUGAAACAACACCUGGACAACCAGGAGGUGUUCACCAGUCUCUACACCAUGAAGUGGUUCUUCCAGUGCUUCCUGGACAGAACGCCCUUCACCCUCACCCUCAGGAUCUGGGACAUCUACAUCUUGGAGGGAGAACGAGUGCUGCCUGCCAUGUCCUACACCAUCCUCAAACUGCACAAGAAGCACCUGCUGAAGCUGUCCAUGGAGGAGCUGGUGGAGUUCCUGCAGGCGACUUUGUCCAAAGAUUUCUACUUCGAGGACGACUUUGCGAUCGAGCAGCUACAGGCGUCCAUGACGGAGCUGAGGAGGGCGAAGCUGGAGCUGCCUGCACCAGGUAAAGAGGACGAGUUUCCCAAGAAGCCCCUCGGUCAGCUUCCUCCUGAGCCGGGAGCGGCGGUGGUGAACCACGUGGGCAACGGCGAGAGCCACGCCGAGCCGGCCGAACCUCCCAGGGACCCGAGUCCUGCACAAGACCGCCAGCGGGAGAGUAGGCCCCCCAGCCGGUCACGCCGAGACUCGCUAGAUAAACCAUUCCGCCACCACAAGGCUGACAAGAGGGACGCCCGUUCCAGGGGAUCAGGCGAGAUCCCCAGUGAGAAGCAGUCCACUUCCACCACACCUGAAAGGGGGGCGACACCGCCCUCAGCGCUCACCCCCACAUCACAGCUCACCACAGUGGAUAGAAGGAAGCCGCAGAGCCACGCCACCGCCAACCACAACUCCAACGCGGCCUCCAGCUCUCACAGAGACAUCACCCCCCGCUGGUUCAAACCCUCCGAGACCAAGCUGGAAGCCGCCAAAGCGGCGGCGGCCCGAGAUUUCCAGCUGAGCAGGGGGGCGUCACCAGCCCCCUCCAGCCCGGACGACCCCGCUCUCCCCCAUCGCCGACCUCGCUCCAAGGGCUUCAUCCCCGGCGCCGACCGCGGCUCCAACGCCUCCCAGUAUGACAAUGUACCGGGGGUGCCGGAGCAGGAUUUCGAGAUCUUGGAGCUCGAGAGACCUCCGUCCAGAAUGAGGACCCCUCGCAGUGAGACGCCCUUCAGUAUGUCAUCCAUCCAUCAGGGCAGCCCUGGCCGUGGACCCAGCCUGGCAGGAAGUGUUGUCUCCGUCGCAUCAGGGGCCAGGAUGCCCAAACACCCGCUUCCUCCAUUUUCCCACAACAGUCCAGCAGGGAUCCAGUCCGGCUACCCGGGCAGCCAGAGCCAGUACCACACCUCCCCCAGGCAGCCAUCCCCCGGCAGAGCUACGACCGAGGUGCCCAUCUUCCAUCCAGCCUACAGCGUGAACCUGGACCACAGAGGAGAGGACAGACUCUAUGCACCAUCCUCCAGAUUCCCCCCACCCUCCUCCAGCGUGGCGUACGGGGAACAAAUGUACGCCACCACCCAGCGGCAGCCCAACAGCCUCUCCCCGGAGAAGGCUCUCAUGAACAACUCCUUCGCCACGUACCGCAGACAGCCGCCACCCGGCUCCACCCACAACCCCCGCAGCUUCAGGCCUCCCCAGGAGCAUUCGAUGCAGCUGGAAACCCAGGGGAGCUCCAUCCCCAUCUACCUGCAACAGCUCACCUCCACCACACAGGUCUACACCCCGGUGGACUACAGGUUUGAGGGGCAUCGGCGAGGCGAGGCGAACCCGCACUACCUGCCGGAGGGAGGGCCUCGGCGGGCCGUAGAGGGGUCGGUGUGGGCGUCGGAGGAUGAGCUGCCCCCUCAGUCUCCGGGUGGGAUGCCCCGCUCCCCCAGCUUCCAGAAAGCCCAAAUGUCUCCGGUUCAGGAGUUCACUUUUCCCGCCGCCCCGGACGGCCUGCUCCAUUACAGGACACAGUUCCAGGAGCAGCAGCCCGUCAUAAGGCAACAGCUCCCCCAGCUGUUUGGAGGACCACACUACAGGCACGCACAGGAGGCGUUCGCCAUGCAGGAGUCCAUGCUGCUGUAACUGAACAAUAAGGAAAUGGAGAGACACUGUAUAAAAAAAAAAUAAAUAAAAAAAAGAGGUGUAGUCACUGACACUGUGGUAAAGACGAGCAGUUGUCCUAGCUUUGUUAGGAACCUGGUUUUGUUGUUAUUGAUGUGUGAAGUACUGACCUUCUGACUGUCGCGCUGCAUCGUAACGUUGCAGGACACACCAGCCUCUGACGUUUUUACUGAUCACUUUAAAAAGAGAAAAAAAAAAAAAACUGACUGAAGAUUUUAUUUUAUUUUUGGAUGUAAAUCAUUAACGAGAGGUGACAGUAUAUGUCUUUUAGAGUCUGAUAUGUACAGUGGAUUUUUUUGUUAAUAUGCUGAGUUGUUAUCAGUAGCGGGGGGGGGGGACUCUCCCCUGAGAGAGCAAAACUCUGAUUUAUUUUCCAUCUUUAUUUUUUUAUAUGUUACUUACAGAUAUUUACAUUAGAGAUAAAUUUACUCUAUAUGCUCGUGAAUGUUAUUUUUCAAAGAGAACAAGUGAAACUAUGUCCAAUUAAACAAUUUAGAAAGAAGUUGAUUUCCCAUUUCAAUUCUGAAGCGCCUCCACUGUAGAGAAAAAACAGGGUUUGUUGUAUAUUUUUUAGUUUUGCCUUUUUCAGUUUCAGUCAAAGUUUUCCUUCCUGAUUAACUCAUGUGCAAUGCAUUUUUCUGUCCCUCGUGACGUACAGUAUGUUGGGUAUUUACACAUAUUUGAAGCCAGUGUAGUUUUUGGUUAAAUUCCUACCCUGAUUAGAGACUCACUCAUUUGUGAGGGCUAAUAACAUAUGUGUAUAUUUUUGAUUUGAUGGCUUUAAGUCAUCUUAUUUGUGAUGUAACUACAGAUAACAUGUUUUUUUGUUUUGUUUUGUUUUUUUUAAUUGCUGUACUGUAGCUACCACAUUUUGAGCACAUGAAAUAGUCCCAGUAAAAAUUUGCUUUACUUCAUUAUGUCUGAUUAUUCUCAACACUGUCAUAUCCACUACUGUUCAGCUCCUGGCACUUCCACUGGCAUACAGAGUCUACUGGCACACACACACACACACACACACACACACACACACACACACACAUUUUUAACAUUUAAUCAGUCACAUUCCCUAUCCUUAUUAUUAUUAUUAUAAUUAUUAUUCCUCACUCUGGUUUUGAUGCAGUUAUUCUCAGACAGUAUUGCUGUACUGUUUAUUACAUUCCCUAAGUUAUCUUUGUUACUUGUUAAACGACUAAUUGCAAACCAUUCUGAUACUUUGCUUAAUAAAAUAAGGUGGGUUGAAAAUGAA
This is a messenger RNA of Seriola aureovittata, 5893 nucleotides long. RefSeq names its product USP6 N-terminal like (gene usp6nl). Bases 1858 to 4608 code for a protein of 916 amino acids. NCBI's taxonomy places the organism in Eukaryota, Metazoa, Chordata, Actinopteri, Carangiformes, Carangidae. The transcript has 14 exons. The record is from RefSeq and is a predicted model, not a curated record.